This is a messenger RNA of Bicyclus anynana (squinting bush brown), 6311 nucleotides long. RefSeq names its product adenylate cyclase type 3 (gene Ac3). NCBI's taxonomy places the organism in Eukaryota, Metazoa, Arthropoda, Insecta, Lepidoptera, Nymphalidae. Gene Ontology annotation, biological process: adenylate cyclase-activating G protein-coupled receptor signaling pathway; intracellular signal transduction; cAMP biosynthetic process. The transcript has 21 exons. The record is from RefSeq and is a predicted model, not a curated record. Gene Ontology annotation, molecular function: adenylate cyclase activity. Bases 436 to 3642 code for a protein of 1068 amino acids.
CACGGCGGGCGAGGUGCGCGGCUGUAGCGGAGGGCGGCGCGGCGGCAGGCGCGGCAGUCGCGCGCGACCACGUGCGCAAGCCGUCUUGCGCUGCCGCGAUCUCCCUGCCCGCGUCCUCGCUACCCGUACCGCUCAAUAUUCCCAGAUAUUACAUUAUCAUUAAACCCGCUUUCAAAUGACCCAUUCGGAGAUUUAGGCAGUUCCCGUGGUAUACAUCGCACAUAGUGAAGUGGUGUCAAAAUUAAUGGGUCAAUAGCAUGACAAGAGUCUUUCACUGAGAUUACCUACUUACAUCACUUGCACCAUUAUUUCGGCGGGAAAUACUUUAUAUCUAUCAAGCAAACAACACUGUAACUGUAAUUAAAAAUUCAAAACGAUUGAAAUGUUCGUCAAAGCAAAUAGUGUUUUCGCUUUAAACAUGGGCAAGCGUUAGAUAUGGAGAAAUCAGUGCAAGUGCGAUCUUCGAGCAAGUGUUCAUGUUGGAUCUGUUUUGUGCCGCCAUGGAGGUUUUCAGACUUAUCAGAAGAGAAGUUGUACUUGGCGUACACUCAGUGCCAGCGCCAGUGUGCCGUACUGCGUCUGCUCUUCACGGGGAUACUGUUCCAGAUCUUCGCCGCCCUUGUACCCGGAGAACGCGACCUUCACUUUGCCUACACCUCAGUAGCAGUAUCCCUAAUAGUGAACUUGUCUCUGGCGACGAUCUACGCUUUCAUUCAUCGCGCGCGAUCAUCAUUGAACCAUGUGACUUGGUUCGUGCUAUGGACUCAGCUCUUAGUGAGUUCCUCGCGACGCCUUGGAGAUUCUUACAACGAACUAUUAGGCUGGGCAUUCGUGCUGCAAUACUUCACAUUAGCAACUCUUCCAUUCCAUUAUAUGAUCCUCAUACUCUAUAGCACACUGUCCUUUGUCGCAUAUCUUUUGGUCCAGUACUACAAUGCGUCUACAGCUGAAAGCAGACUCGCCGAUGAUUUUUUCUUGCAGCAAAUAGCAAACGGAUGCCUGCUAUUAGGAGCAACAUUUUUAGGAGGUACAGCUUACGCAGUCAAUGAAAAGCAACAACGUAGCUCCUUUCAAGAAACGAAGCGAAGUUUGCGCGACAAAUUGACUAUAGAACAACAAAGUAAAGAACAGGAGAGACUAUUAUUGUCAGUACUUCCAGAACAUGUUGCCGUUCAAAUGCGACAGGAAUUAGGUCUAAUAGAUACACAGUUUAAAAAGAUCUAUAUGUCAAGACAUGAAAAUGUAAGUAUUCUAUAUGCAGACAUAGUGGGGUUCACGGCUAUUUCGUCGACGUAUUCGGCACAAGACUUAGUUGCGAUAUUGAACGAGCUGUUCGCAAGAUUCGACCGACUUGCUGAGAAAUACCAACAACUACGGAUAAAAAUUCUCGGAGACUGUUAUUACUGCAUCAGCGGUGCGCCAGUGGAGCGACCGGACCACGCGGUGCUUUGCGUCCAUAUGGGGCUUUCCAUGGUUAAAGCCAUUAAAUAUGUACAACAAACGACUAAUUCGCCUGUGGACAUGCGAGUGGGCAUUCAUACCGGCGCCGUCCUGGCAGGAGUGCUUGGCCAAAGACAAUGGCAAUUUGAUGUCUAUUCGCGGGAUGUGGAAUUGGCGAAUAAGAUGGAAAGCAGCGGAAUGGCCGGUCGCGUACACGUAUCGGAAGUAACGCUGAGUUUCCUGAACAAUGAGUUCGAGGUGGAGCCGGCGCACGGGGAGCGGCGGGAGGAAAUGCUGCGCCAGGCCGGCAUCAAGACCUACUUUAUUGUCCGAGUUCUGAAACCCUACCAGGGUGGCGAAGAGAAAAAUGCAUCGGAUGGCGAGGCGGCGGAGGGAGGGGACGCAGCCGACGCGCUCUCCGACCUCAAAGACGACGACGAGGACUCUGUUCUAUCCCCGCAAGAUGAGAGCAAGGACGAUGAGGAUGUGAAAAUACUCGCUAUGUUAGAGGAAGAGCUCGUCAAUAGAGACGACGACAAGGAACUAGCAGAUGCGACGACGUUGUGCCUGACGUUCAAGGCGAGCGAGGCGGAGGCGGUGUACGCGCGGCGCGCGGACCCGUGUCCGCUGACGGUGGCGGCGCCGCCGCUGCUGCUGCUGCCGGCGGUGGUGGCGCUGGCCAGCUUCGCCGUGCCGCCCACGUGGGCGCUGCACGCGGUGUACCUCGCGCUGGUGUUGGAGACUGGCCUGAUCAACGUCGUGUACUACGCGUGCUACCGAUACGCACAAUAUAAGAAAAAAGCCAUGUCCCCAUAUUGGAAACUGACUUGUGGAACUUUCAACAUAGCAAUGUUUGUCGCAGCGAAUAUUGCUCCUCUGAUAAUUUGCGGCAACUUCGAGACAGUCUUGUCUGAAGGUGGCAUAAGAGACGAUACACCUCCGCACGGAGCGCGCAGAUGCAUUCAUCCCUCGUAUUACUACCAUAUAGGCGCGGGCGCGGCGUGCGGCGCGCUGUGGGUGUCGCCGCUGGGCGGGUGCGCGCGCGCCGCGCUGCUGGGCGCGCUGGCGGCGGCGCACGCGCUGCCGGCCGCUCUGUACCCCGCGCUGCUGACCUCGCGCCCCACGCUCGACCGCGACCCCUUCCGCGAGCCCUACAACCGCACUGUCGACUACGACGAGGAUCUCUACAACAUACUGGCUCAGCUUCACACCGGGCGGCACAUACUGAUGUUGUUCAUGAUAGCGAUAGCGGUGCUGCUGUACAACAGAUACAGCGAGUCCCUGGAGCGCGCGCGGCACUCGCGCGGGGAGCGCAUGCGCGCGCAGGCGGAGCAGGCCAGCGACCUGCGCCGCCGCAACCAGGCGCUCGUGCACAACGUGCUGCCGCCGCACGUGGCGCGCCACUUCAUGGGCGCGCGCCACCACCACCGCGACCUCUACAGCCAGAGCUACGCCGAAGUGGGCGUGCUCUUCGCUUCCAUGCCCAACUUCACAGAGUUUUACUCGGAAGAGACGGUUAAUAAUCAAGGCCUAGAAUGUUUACGAUUUCUCAACGAAGUUAUAUCGGACUUCGAUCUCUUGUUAGAAGACUCCAAAUUCAGUAAGGAUAUUAUAAAAAUAAAAACAAUAAGCUCUACGUACAUGGCUGCGUCCGGCCUAAAUCCCACACGACAAAUGCAGCCUUCAGACGGAGUUAUGGUUCGCUGGGCACACUUGGCCUGCCUUGUGGAAUUCGCGCUGGAGUUGCAGAGAGUGCUCGCAGCCAUCAACGAGCAGUCAUUCAACCACUUCGUAUUGCGAAUGGGAGUCAAUCACGGCCCCAUCACAGCCGGCGUGAUCGGAGCUCGCAAGCCGCACUACGAUAUCUGGGGGAAUACUGUCAAUGUUGCUUCGCGUAUGGAGAGCACUGGAAAAGCUGGUUGUAUACAGGUAACUGAAGAAACUUGUCAGAUCCUUCAACAUUUCGGAUAUUACUUCGAGCAAAGAGGUCUAGUUGCUGUCAAAGGCAAGGGACAGUUGAUGACGUAUUACUUGCAGGGAAAACGUGAAGGGGUUGUUGCACCAACAGAUACCUCCGCCGUUAAUGAAAACUACGACGCGAACACCAGGGAUACGUUACUAGCGAACGGCGACGCUUCUGUUGCUUCGCGCUCUUCACAGGUGCAUGCUGAGGGAGAUGUAGAGCAUCCACUUCUGUCUUAAAAUACAAAUGGAAGAAAUAUCUAAGGAUUCAUAGUUCUUAUUACUUAUACAAUUUAUAGUUGCAUUGACUAUAAGUAUGUUAUUAUUUGCUUAUGUAUAAUUGUGGAAAGAGAGCGUGUGAUUGCCAGACAUAUUUCAUUAGUAUAAAACGUAAUUUGUUGAUAUAUUCUACGGGGUAUCAUGAGGUGUUACGUCUCUAGUCGCCAAUCCCUUAGCUUCAUGGCCACCGCUAGAGUCCGCUAGUUUGAUAUUUAACGACAUUUUUGUGUAAGUGACUGGCGAUUAGGGACAUGAUUUCUCAUAUUAUAACGAGAUAAAUAAGUUUUAUAUUUGCAUUGUUGAAAGUCUAGGGCCCUUGACCCCGGCUACCUUCCAAAGCCACCACAGAGACAUUAGCUACGUGGCACGUCGAUUCUCUUUCUACAAACUACGUCGAUCCGAUCAACACUUAAUCACGUGACCUGUCGAUAGUAAAUGUCAUACUCAUUCAGUUUUUUAUUUUCGAAGCGUUAGCGAUUGUAAAAAGAGAAUCGGCGUGCCACAUGGCUACAGGCUCAGGCCAGACUUCAUUAUUGUCUACCAUACUUACUUAUGGUAUGAUAUGACAUAUGACAAAAUAAUUAUAAGCUUUCAAAAAAGGCUUGGUAUGGCUGGCUGUUGCAGGCUCGUGGUCCAUUGUCAAAAUGAAUACAUAUUCGUACGAUCAUGUAUUUAUACCUAUUUGAGGAUCUGCGUUAUUUAGAAAAUAUUUAUUAUUAGAUUUACAACUGUGAUCUUUGAAUUAGAUUCCUUAAUUUCUAUGAAAUUGUAAAAAGAGAUAUAGCUACAAUCAUGUAAUGUAUGAUGGCAAUUUUUAUCGUAGGAAAACAAAGUCUACCAGGAUGAAGCCUUGCGUAAAGUUAGUGUUAUAUGUGUUACGUGUUUUUAGUUUAUUUUAAUAAAGUCUUUCUAAUUUAAUGGGUAAGUUAAAUAGGAAUUUAAUUUCAUUGAAACACUGUCAAACAACAGUGAGUGCUAUAGAUAAGUAUUUGUAAAUGUACUUUGUUUUUUGUGACGUAAUUGAGGCUAAUAAUGAAAUUGUUGCCUAAAGUAAUGCAUAUUUCAUAAUUAAUAGAAAGUACGAAAGUAUACCCGCAAUACUUAAUAUCUAAUUAGUUAAUUACUUUUUGUUGGACAAAAUAUUUCUAAAUGAUGAUUAAUAAUUAUAUAUAAAUAUUAAUCAUAUUAAUGUGAUGAAAUUUUUUUUUGAACUUUGUUCAUUUGGAAUUACUAGAAAACAGUAAUCGGUAAAUUUUGGAAAAUCCAGGAUAUCUAUUUUAAGAACCGCAGACAUAUGUCCAGUUACACCAAUCCUGCCAUUGAUGUAGAUUAGCCCUCCCACUACUUUUAUUUACUUUGGAUUAGCAUACCUAAUACUGUGACGAGUAUUAGGUAUGCUAUGCAAAAUUGUACCAUAUUGUGACGUACUAUCUAUAAAAACCUAUAGGCACAGAAAUUCUUUGUAUCUCUAAUACAUAGUUCUUGUAAAAUGUCGAAGAAGGCAUAAAUUCGUAAGACAGUCGCGCGUUUGAUUGAACGCGCUAAUCUCAUGAAGUGGUCCGUUUUGAAAAAAUCUUUCAGUGUUAGAUAGCCCAUUUAUCGAGGAAGGCUAUAAGCUUUAUAUUAUCCCCGUAUUACUACGGGAACGGGAACCACGCGGGUGGAACCGCGCGGCGUCAGCUAGGAUGUAGAAGAUAAGAGGAGCAGUGCUCCAGGUAUAGUUUCAUGUGGGUUGUUCCUAUGUCAAAUUAUCUAAUUUAUUUCCUACCUACCUAUAUAUUUACCUACUUUAUUUAUGUCAUAUAUUACAAGAAUUACUUUGUAAAUCGUAGCCGAAUAUUAUUAUGUAGUCAUGCGUGUCAGGAUACGCGAAUUAAUGUUACAUAACAUACCUGCAGGUAGCAGAUGAAUCUGUUGCUGUUGCUUCAUCUUUAUAUUCGUGUACUAAGUAGCGAUAUUGUGAUAUUUGUGUUAGUUGUAUAGCUUUAUUCUUAUCGAUGUCGCGUUGUUAUUAGAUUAAUGAAUAAUCGGAGUACGUAAACGUAUAUAGAUGGAGAGAUAAGUAAUAUUGCUUGCUUUUAACCGAGGCGCGAGUUUAUCUACAAAGAAAUUAGUCGUCAAAUCCCUUUCCUGUCAUAACUAUAAUAUAUUAUGAAUAUUAUAGAGUCCUUAAUGGUAGUAAGAUUAACUCAUGUCUCCGGUGGAAGUGUAGCAUUAAAUAGGAAUUUAGUAAAUUAGUAAUAACUUAGAUUUCAUUAGAUUUUAUUAGUAAAUAGAGAAUUUUAGUGUAACAGUAGAUUUAUAAUAAUUAGUUACUAUUUUAGUAAUCGAACUUUCGUAUAUAUCGUAGAUUAUAUGUAUAGGCAGGCGUGUAGGAAACUCUUGCUUGGAGUUUUAAGUAGAUUUAUUUUUGAAUAUUGAAAUUACUCGUGAUAUUAUAGUUGUGUACUCUAGUAAUAAGUCUUCUUAGACUGUUGUUGACUUUUGUGUUUUCUUCUAAAAACGAUAUAUCUUCCUGUGAUUGUGAUUAAGAUAUAAUUUUAUACGUGUUGUAGCUCAAGUGCAUAAAGGUUUUAACCUUUUGCGACUAUAAGUACCUACUACUACUAAAUAAAGCAAUAUCUAUUGAA